Messenger RNA from Gallus gallus (chicken), 1222 nucleotides. RefSeq names its product B-box and SPRY domain containing (gene BSPRY). NCBI's taxonomy places the organism in Eukaryota, Metazoa, Chordata, Aves, Galliformes, Phasianidae. The transcript is spliced from 6 exons. Bases 27 to 1091 code for a protein of 354 amino acids. Gene Ontology annotation, molecular function: protein binding. The record is from RefSeq and is a predicted model, not a curated record.
ACCUGCGGCAGGUGUCGCCGCGCAGGAUGGCCCGGCGGGGCGCGGAGCCGCGGGCGCUGCCCGAGAGGGCGGCGGAGCUGCGGAACAGACUCGUAGACCGAUGCGAGCGGCUGCAGCUGCAGAGCGCUGCUAUCGCCAAGCACGUGGCCGAGGUGCUGCCCGCCAGGAGCCAGGGCGUGCUGAGCGCUGCUAACAGUGCCCGAGAGUUGGUCAUCCAGAGGCUGAUCUUCGUGGGGAAGGUGUGCGAGAACGAAGAGCAGCGGCUGCUGGAGGAGGUGCACGCCGAGGAGGAGCGGGCGCAGCACAGCAUCCUGACGCAGCGGGCGCAUUGGACGGAGGCGCUGCAGAAGCUGUCUGCCCUCCGCACAUACCUGGUGGACACCAUCACCAACCUGGACGACCAGGACUUGGUGAAUGCGGAACAAGAGAUCUUCGAGAGGACAGAGGUGGCGGAGGGAAUCUUAGAGCCGCGGGAGUCUGCCAAGUUAAACUUUAAUCAGCAGCGUGUUCAGAGUCCGCUGCUGCACCGCCUGUGGGCCUCUGCGGUUCUCUGCUGCGUGGCAGGCUCUCAGGAAAUCAGCAUAGAUGAGAAAACCGUCAGCCCCUACCUAAGCCUGUCGGAAGACAAGAAAACUCUGACCUUCAGCCCCAAGAAAGCAAAGCUGGACUUGGAUGGCCCCGAGCGGUUUGACCACUGGCCCAACGCUUUGGCUACUGCGGCUUUCCACACGGGGCUCCACGCAUGGAAGGUCAGCGUGGAGAAGAGCUGUGCCUACAAGCUGGGGGUGUGCUACGGCUCCCUGCCACGGAAGGGGCCCGGCAAUGAAGUCCGCCUGGGCUUCAACGCUGCCUCCUGGGUCUUCUCACGCUAUGACAAGGAGUUCAGGUUCUUGCACGCCGGUCAGCCCCAGCCUGUGGAGCUGCUCAGGGCCCCGGCUGAGAUCGGUGUGCUGGUUGACUUUGCGGGAGGGGAGGUGCUUUUCUAUGACCCCGACUCCUGCACCAUCCUCUUCUCACACAGGGAGGCCUUUGCAGCACCACUCUACCCUGUCUUUGCGGUGGCACACCAGAGCAUCUCGCUCAGCCAGUGAGAGGUGGGCUGCAAACACACGGCUGUAUGGACAGUGAUUGUAUUCACCACACAGUGCCUUCAUGGGGUGACGUGCCCAGACUUGGCUACCAGCAUGUACAGCGAUCAGAAAAGACCUGCCUUCAGCCUGUA